CCGGGGAGAUCAGGCUGUACACAGCGAACCUGAGCCCGGAUCACCGGGGGGGUGGUGGGUGGGGGGGGAAUAGAGAGAGAGAGAGCCCUGGAGCAAUACAACUAUUGUGUGCACAGCCUGCCUAUCGCGAGAGUGUCCUCUUACCAACCAACCUGAACCUGCUGCUCCUCCAACAACACAGCGCUGCUAGGCUGCCACUAACACAGAGGAGGAGGGAGGUGACAGCAGCACACACAUCUGGGGGUCUCCAUGAAGCCGCAGGAUCCCCACAAACUCUGGCCUCCCCAGCACACUCCAGCACCAGGAUCCCCCACACCAGCCUGUUAUGAAGGAAGAAUGGAGUUUCCAGACCAUAGCCGACAGUUGCUGCAGUGUCUGAGUCAGCAACGUCACCAGGGUUUCCUGUGUGACUGUACUGUUUUAGUUGGGGAAGCGCAAUUCCAAGCCCACAGAGCCGUCCUGGCCUCCUGCAGCAUGUACUUCCAUCUCUUCUACAGGGACCAUCUAGACAAAAGGGACAUUGUCCAUCUGAACAGUGACAUUGUCACGGCCCCGGCCUUCAGUCUGCUCCUUCAAUUCAUGUACGAAGGCAAGCUGGAAUUCGGCAGCCUCCCGGUGGAGGACGUGUUGGCUGCCGCCAGCUACCUUCACAUGUAUGACAUUGUGAAAGUGUGCAAGGGCAAGCUUAAAGAGAAAGAAGUAAAAAACGGAGAGGACGGGUCCGAGCUGGAGAAGGACGGGCUCUCGGACGGCGAAGAGCUGCGGGGACGGGGCGGCGAAAAUAAAGAGAAGAACUUUGCGGCGGAGGACGCCCUGCCCGCUUGGUCGCCUGACUCCAUAGGUGUCAACUCGGCUCCCACCGAAGCUGUGUCGUGUAGGACAACAGCUGGAACAACAAAGGCCCGUGUCACCAGUUCCCCUUGCCCUUUGUCCCAGAGGUCUGCUAACCAUACACAGCCUCCGAGUGAUGGGGAUUGUGCUCUGGAUUUGUCUUUCAAGCCCGUGUCUGGGAAAGAUUCCUUCCACCCCUCCUACGUCUUUGGACAGCUGGCUUCCGACAGCCAGCAGCAGGGCACAGUGCCACUUGUUAAAGAUGAACAAGACUCGCUGUCAGAACAGGAGGACAGUCAGGCAAAGAGUCCAAAGAGUCAGCACAUCGGGAACCCGGCCAAAAGCCUCAUGACGGGGCUGGGACACAUGUUUGCAGGAAAUGGGAACUCGCACGUUCGGGAGGACGACUUGUACCGCGACGAAAGCGAGGACGACAUGGAUUCCUCGGACAUCUCCAGCUCGGGCGUUCUGGUCUCCCCGGGCCAGAUUUGCAUCUGCCCCCUUUGUAGUAAAGUGUUCCCCAGCCCCCACAUCCUUCAGCUCCACCUCAGCUCCCAUUUUCGGGACCGCGACGGCUCCCGCAUCAAAAUGUCCCCCGACGGCUCUGUUCCCACCUGCACGAUAUGUGGAAAGACCUUCUCCUGUAUGUACACGUUAAAGAGACAUGAACGCACGCAUUCGGGGGAGAAGCCCUAUACCUGUGCACAGUGCGGCAAGAGCUUCCAAUAUUCGCACAACCUCAGCCGCCAUGCGGUGGUGCACACGAGGGAAAAGCCACACGCCUGUAAAUGGUGUGAGAGACGGUUCACCCAGUCAGGUGACUUAUAUAGACACAUUCGUAAGUUUCACUGUGGCCUAGUGAAGUCCUUGGUUGUUUAGUAACGAAUGGGGGCUUAUCCGGGAAGCCGUGGGCCUAGUUCAGUAAGUUUUAGCAACCAAUCAGAAGUCAUCCUUUAGCGGACUUGUCUUCGGUAUUGUCUGGUUGUUAUGGGUUACUGGACGUUUCCCAUUGUGUUGGCUUUUUACCUCUUCUUAUUGCAUAAGUCCACUAAUGUUAUUUUCCUUCAGCUGAACUCUGUAAUAAUCUCAAUGGUACGGCAUAUCAAACUGAAGCCCUCGCUUCCGCUGCAGCUUAACACGUGCGCUUGGCGGCAGAUUAUGCAGGUGGGAAGUCCCAUGCUAAGCAAUGAGAGGCUGACAGCGGCGGCAGGCAUGUAACGAUUAUCUGUGGAUGACCCCCCCCCGGGCGCAAACCAUUUGUGCCCAGGGGCGAUCAGAUCAGCCACAGGUAAGUCAGAUUGUAUGUGAAUGGCUCUGCCUGCUGUCAUCUCGCCCGCAGGAAGUCAUAGUCGCCCCCUUCAGUUGUUCGCAUGUAAUUACACAUGUUGUGAUUAUCUGUAGAGGAUUGGCCCUGGACACAGACCGUGUUGUAUCUAGGGCCAAUCAUUCACAGGUAAUUGCUACAGUGCCAAAGUAUAUGCGAAUAGCUGGGGCCGCUGUUGGCCAGCUUGCCGCUGUUUGCAGAAACCCUGCAGGAAAUUGUAAUCUGCCCUUAAACGCACGUGUGUGAAUGGGGCCCAAAACUCAUUUUUUCUGUUUGAUAAAUUUAAUAUUGUGUGUGACAAUGGCAGAAUACUCCAAUAUAAGUUUGUAUUUAUUACCCGUUUUGUUCCUCUGAGCUUGUGCAGGCUUUGUAUAGGGGGAAUGUAGAUGCUAGUAAGCCCUAUACAUCAAAACCGCAGUAACCCACCACAGCCAAUCAGCAGACAUCUAUGAACUGAGUUACCUUCAGUAAACUGAAAUCCUAUUGGCUGCAAUGGAUCACUUCUCCUUGACUGUCUUCUGUGCCCCUUGUUUUAUUGAAUAAGCCCCAGGCACAUCCUGGGGUCGGCGUAUCCAUGUUUUCAUCCAAGAUUGACACAUACUUGAGAUUCACGCAUUAAUCAGUUCAAGAAUUGUGUGAAUCUUGGGUGAAAAUCCCUAUGUUAAGCAGUGCAAAUGGUAUUUAUAAGCACUAACCUCUAUUGGCUUCAUUAAUAUGUUUAGAGCUCACCACACGUGUUACAAUCUGAUGGUAGAUCUGAAGAAGAUUGUACAAACAGCUAUGUAGUGCAAGGGCCUGCCCGAUUGGCUACAAAUUGAUCCUUCUGUUGCACAAGGUUGAUUGUAUAAUCCCUUUAAAUCUACAUUUAGCCUCUGUUCACACCAGUGCGACUUCCGAUUUUACAAAUCGCACCUGAAACCACAUCUAAUGUCUUUCUAUGGCACGAGGUGCGAUUUCAAGUAGAGCGAUAUAAAUAAUAGUUCCUGCACUAUUUUUCGCAAUUUAAUUUGUGACUUGUAUUGCCACCUGUGCAUGAAAUCGCACAGAUGUCGGCAAGCUGCAGAUGAAAUUGCACUGUCUUGCGGCUUUGUAAUUGCGCUGAAGUAGUGCAAUUUUAAAGCCACAUUCAGUGUGAACAGGGGCCUACCAAAAUUAUGAAAUAGGACAAACCUAUCCAAUCCAUUUCUAUCCAGCUGCACAGGCCUUUAUAUUACAUAGUUGUUGUAGAUCUAAAGGGGAUUGUAUAAUAAGAUUGUAUAGUGUAUGGCCAGCUUAAGGCAUACCAUACAUGUUACUAUCUGACUGUACAAGCUAUGUUUACUCAACUUUAGACCUACCAGACCUAUGUAAUAUAAAGGUGAGGCAGGCCCUUGCACUACGUAUAUCUUGGUAGAUCUAAAGGGGGUUGUAUAGUGCAGUGAUGGCAAACCUUGG
This is a messenger RNA of Rana temporaria (common frog), 3589 nucleotides long. RefSeq names its product zinc finger and BTB domain containing 42 (gene ZBTB42). The record is from RefSeq and is a predicted model, not a curated record. The transcript has 2 exons. Gene Ontology annotation, biological process: regulation of transcription by RNA polymerase II. Gene Ontology annotation, cellular component: nucleus. Gene Ontology annotation, molecular function: RNA polymerase II cis-regulatory region sequence-specific DNA binding; protein binding; DNA-binding transcription factor activity, RNA polymerase II-specific. Bases 250 to 1710 code for a protein of 486 amino acids. Lineage: Eukaryota; Metazoa; Chordata; Amphibia; Anura; Ranidae.